This is a messenger RNA of Setaria italica (foxtail millet), 874 nucleotides long. Its product is annotated as reticulon-like protein B23. The record is from RefSeq and is a predicted model, not a curated record. NCBI's taxonomy places the organism in Eukaryota, Viridiplantae, Streptophyta, Magnoliopsida, Poales, Poaceae.
CUCAGAGAGAGCCAGCCCAAAUAAGCUGAAAAGGCCCAACAACUCGGUGGAAGAGCCGGGCACGACACGACACCAGGAUGGACCCCACGGGCGGCGGCGGCGGCGACGGCGACUCCGCGGCGGCGAGGGGGAGCGGAGGGGGAACCGGGGCUGGGAGGUGGGCUGUGGGUGCGGUUUGCGGGGGGCUGGUGUACUACCACUGCGCGGUGCGGCGCGCCAGCGCGGUGUCCCUCGCCGCCGACGUGCUGCUCGUCCUCCUGUGCUCGCUCUCCAUCCUCGGCCUCCUCUUCCGCCACCUCCAUAUCUCGGUGCCUGUGGAUCCUCUUGAAUGGCAGAUUUCCCAGGAGAUGGCAAAUAGUAUAGUUGCAUCCUUGGCUAAUACAAUCGGAGCUGCUGAGUCAGUAUUAAGGGUGGCUGCAACUGGACAUGACAAGAAGCUGUUUUUCAAGGUGGUUUUUACAUUGUAUUUUCUAGCAGCUUUGGGAAGAGUGGUGUCAGGAGCUGCGGUUGCUUAUGCUGCACUAUGCAUCUUCUGCCUCUACAUGUUUGCGCAAAGCACCGAUCUGUUUGAUCAGCUCCCUUCAUGGGUACCCAUGGGAAGAGAUUCAUUGGGUGGCGCUCAGGAUACCGCAUGAUUUCCACAUGUACAUGACCGCCGAGUGUUUUUUCUUCCCCUUUGUGUAUAUGGUCCUGGAGGCUAAUGUCUUGAACCGUAGCACCCACGGUGGAUGUAUGUCGCAAAUCUUUGUAUAUCAUAACGUGUUUCCAACUGAUGAGUGUCUGAUUUUCGCAAUAUGUUUUCAUCGACCUCAUUGUGGAUCUCACUGGUUCCUCACUGGUUAAUCAUCAGUUCGUGAUGUGGGUUUGGUUUUGA